Messenger RNA from Leishmania braziliensis MHOM/BR/75/M2904, 3168 nucleotides. RefSeq lists its product as hypothetical. NCBI's taxonomy places the organism in Eukaryota, Euglenozoa, Kinetoplastea, Trypanosomatida, Trypanosomatidae. Gene Ontology annotation, molecular function: nuclear export signal receptor activity. Gene Ontology annotation, biological process: protein export from nucleus. The coding region runs from base 1 to 3168 and encodes 1055 amino acids. The transcript has a single exon. Gene Ontology annotation, cellular component: cytoplasm; nuclear pore. The record is from RefSeq and is a predicted model, not a curated record.
AUGCGCGUCUCGAUGGCCAGUCACAUUGAGCAGGCUGCCGCUUGCUUGCGCUGCGGCAACCACAACGGAGCCGCUGCGGCGCUGCGGGAGCUGGAGGUGGGUGAAGGAGGGCGGACCCUACAAACUGCAGUGGAGUGCCUCAUGAACAAGGAUGGCGUAAGCGAUGACGUGUAUGUUCGCUUCGUCGCAUUCAAGGUGCUGGCGUAUGCGCUAACACGCUGCCGCGGUGGCCGAUGGCAACAAAGCGACACGACGGUCGCCUUUCUGCUUGGGUACGCCUAUCAGAUGGCCGAGCAGGUGGAGACGUACACGUGGACGCCUGUAGUGUCAGAACUCGCCACAGCUGUGGCUGUGGCCCUCAAGCUGGGUUGUGUCGGUGAUAACCUCGACGUUUGCGCGGAGAGGGUGACGACAGCGUGCUCGGGACUCGUUGAAUUGGUGCAGACCUGCACGCCAUCCCCCAAGGCAUACCUUCAUCGUAUUAUAUGCCAAUCCAUCGUAGAAGAGUUUGGUCUUUUUAGCGGCGCCUCCCGCUAUCGCGGACUCCCAGUGCGUGUGCACCGGCGUUGCCGCGAGUUGUUUGCCGCAGAGGACCGCUUGCCCACUCUAAUCCAGGCCCUCGUUCGUGGUCUCCUCGUGUCGGUAGGCGAGUCUUCUAUGUCUGUGGACAAGGGGCUGACAGCACUGGUGUCGUGCUUUGCGUGGCCGUCGCAUCAGUUCUUCGAAGAGGACUCGUCGACAGAGGAGUCGUGCAGCGUGUUCUAUGUCGCCCACGAGGAGUGGGAUCGGCUGCUUGUCAGCGACAUGGCUCUCCCGAACGGCGCUUGUGUUACUAUGCAUAGCGUGUUGCGCGAGUGGUACGGCUGUGGCGCUGUUAACGGUGUGCCUGUCGACCAGAAGAAGGUCAUCGAGGUCAUUCAGCUCUUAUGCUCGUUCAAGGGCAGCGAAUGGAUGGAGGGGCAGACGCUGCGCUUCCUCGUGUCUUCCCUGUCGCUCUGUCUGGAUGUGUUCGAGCACCUGUCCCAAGGGGCCACUGACGGAGAUUUUCACCUUUUCCCGCUUUUGGCCAACGCGAUCCUGCGGCUGGUGUCAAACUACGUGGAGUUUUUCUUUCACCCGCAGACGCACGCACUCAUUUCGCGACUGGCGUCCUUGACGAGCUUUCUUAUUCGGCGCGACACUUCGAGCAGUACAAACACUGACGUGAUGUCGUGUGUGGAUGAGAUGUUGAGUGUCUGGUUUCACUUGACGUCGUACAUUGACCGCAGCAGCUUCUCCGCAAACGCAUCAGAGACGAUCGCGCAAGUCCACCUUAUCAGCAAAGGCUGUCAAUUCAUCUUCUCCACGUAUCUCGACACUAAGGUGAGCACCGACGCCGUGGAGCUGGAGGUGGACUGCUUCGCUGAUACGUUCACAGCUUCACACCUGCACCUCAUCGCGCAGGUCGGUCGUGUUUGCGCUACCAACACAUGCGAGUUGCUCAUCCGAUCCUUGCGGUCGUUGCGAGCCACCUUAGCGAGUAUCCUCGGUGCUGGCGACACUGUUUCUCCGACGCUGCUGGAGGCUAUUUGGACACUGCUGAAGAUCAUCGGUUUCUUCAUCGCUGAUCCCCUCGAGGGCGAGCAGCCCUACAUUCCCCGCUGCUUUCUUGAGAUGGCCUCAGAAGGCAGUCCGUUGCUGCUUCACCUCGUCAAGGAGGUGGACCCACUUCUUCCGUUGCUGCAGAACCCUGCAGUGGCGAGCCCUGCAGUGCACACGGCCUUUCUCGACAUCUUCACGCACUACAUCACAACGUAUGUGGAGGCCGAGGAAAGCUGCGCACUCUACAUCGACGCCUUCAGCGGUGGUGCAGAUAUGGUUGCGCAGUCUCUCCUUGCCGUAGUUGGUGCACUACGCGCUGCCCCCUUCGAGGAAGAGGCAACUUCUGCCGUUUGUCGUCUACUCGACUGCGUGGCCGACAAGAGCAGCCGGGUGCGUAGCUUCUGCCUCAAUCAGGAGGCGUUUCAGAGAUUGACGCGAACUGUGCAAGACAUUCAUCGAUUUCGCUUUUACGGUCACACAAGGGGGCGCCUCAUCGCGUUUGUCCUCGCGUGCUGUUCAGACGCGGACAGCGUGCAGGCCCAUCUUCGCAAAUUCACCCUCUCGCCAUCUUUUGAAGCUGAUGUGAACCUUGUGCUCGAGCUACUCAGCUCCUUGGCAGGGCUUUUUGAGUCACUGCACAACCAACAGGUAAUUCGGUGUGUCUUUCCGACCUUGCUUGCGACAGGACAGCAGCUAAUUGCCGUCUCUGCCUCGAAGUUCUGCGAGCUCGAGAUUGUGAUUGAGUUUGUGCAGUGUGUGCGCAACAUGUUUGUCACGUGCUCACCUCUUCUAGAGGACAAUGACAUUCGCGCGUUACUGGACCUUGUCGUCGCGGAGCUGCGCUACUCUGUGACGGUCCUGCAGACGACCAGUGUGUGGAGGUCUGCCGACGGCGAGGCCGACAAAGCCGAGUUUAUCAUCUCCGCCGCGAGACUUUUGUGCUCUCUCGCGCAGUGGAAAGCAUUGGACUGCUUUCUUCCCGAGGAGGACAUACGUGCAGUUUCGACUACCGUUGUAGAAACUGCUGGUGCGUUGUUGCGCGCUACGGACGAGCGGUUGCUGAGUUUGCCAAGUCUCGAGGAUUGUAUUUUCACCUGCAUCGAGCUGUGCGCCGAGUCCUUCACCUCGGACUUUGUGUUUGCGAACUGCUCAGAUGUGUUUCUCUCUGCCAUGCUCUACGCUCUCAACAGUGAGCGGGUUAACAUCCAACGCGUCGGCAUCUCUGUCACAGCAAACGUCGCAGCCUUUUUGGAGGCUUCCACCCCACUGGUGAGCAACACCAGUGUGUGCUGCGACUUGUUGAAGGUUGUGCUGCGUGCCCUGACGUCCGGCAAAGUUUUCUGCAACAAUCUGCGGCAGAUAGCUCGUGUACUUCUCAUUUUGGUGCGAGGUAUGUCGUACGAUAGUCUGGUUGCGGCGCUAGAGGCCGUGGAGAGGGAGGUCUCCAACUGCGACUCGUUUCUGGCCAUCAUCUUCCCAGCGCUGCAGUCGGUAGUGGAACAUGUCAACACAAGCGAAUCUGCCUUUGAGGAGCUCUUGCAAGAUGCUCUAUCAUCUGUUCACGGCACUACCAUCAUGGGCGCCUAG